AUGACGGUCUCGAUUGCUAUUCAAACGGCUCCCGCAUCUCCCUUGCCAUCUCGAUCGGUACCAAUUCUCAGGAAUAAACGCUGGCCCCCCAUGGCGAACCGCAGUGCCCUGCCCUACAAACUCACGAUCAUUUCGAAAGAGAAACUGGCCCGCGAGGCCACCGCCCCCGACCCCAAUCUGCGUCGCUGUGUGGCCCAUUUCCGGCUGCACUGUGGUUCGGUCGAGUGGACCGAGAAGGACAUGAACUCGCGGAUCAGCUCGUUCGACUUUGAAGACACCGACGAAGAAGACGAGAAAGAAGAGGCCGAAAAAGAGACCCAAGAGGAGCAGACUCCCAAAUCUGAAUUUACCACCAUCGACAUCAACGACGAGCCUUUGUCUGCCUCGGAGACCGACGCAACCUCGCCCCCGUCAGCCUCACCACCUCCAGCGCCUGAGCUCUCGCCCGAGAAUGGGCUCCUGGAUACGAACCAGGACGGCCUUGAGAUGACUUCCAAGAAUUUCUGGCCGUCGGGCGGCUCUUGCAUCGCUGUGCAACAUAUAUCUGCCUAA
Penicillium alfredii is the source of this 552-nucleotide messenger RNA. RefSeq lists its product as uncharacterized. The transcript has a single exon. The record is from RefSeq and is a predicted model, not a curated record. Lineage: Eukaryota; Fungi; Ascomycota; Eurotiomycetes; Eurotiales; Aspergillaceae. Bases 1 to 552 code for a protein of 183 amino acids.